Molecule: messenger RNA, 3092 nt
Organism: Actinia tenebrosa (Australian red waratah sea anemone)
Lineage: Eukaryota; Metazoa; Cnidaria; Anthozoa; Actiniaria; Actiniidae
Source: RefSeq, a predicted model, not a curated record
UAUUACUGUUUUAUCAGUAAUUAUCAUUAAAACUUAAAUAACUUUGAAAAAUAAAAAUAUCAUAAUUGAAUUAAUUUACACAGAUARUUGGAACAACAGACCAGUUACAUGAAGAUAAAGAAAAUACAGAUAUAUCAAGUCUGCAGUCUCAGCAAGAGAACCAAUGUGACAGAAAAGAAGAAAGUGAAGAAGAAGAAAUCAAAGUCAAAAUGAGCACCUGGAAAAAGAUUCAAUCAAAAUUAGAAGAGCCAACAUUUGAGGACAAUUUGAGAAAAUUGGGCACAAUAGUUGACAAGCACAAGGACCGACAAUCACUGGUGGGGCAUGACAACAUGAAGGCAUUGGUUAUGCAGCAUGUACCAACACUAUACACAACGUUACUUAAUAGUAUAUCAAGUGAAAGACAUGGAGAGAAAAAGGUGCACAUGCAAGAAAGGAGAGUUACAUCACUUAUCUGGCAUUUAAUAUACUACAGGAAUCAAAGACAUGGCAAUUUCCAAGAUGAAUGUGGGAUAUUUUUGGAAUUACAAGGUUUAUCAUCUAUGGGACUCUCAGCCGGAAUAACCUUGGGAUUUGCCCGAAACCCAAAAACAAAAACAUUGAAGAAACAUGAGAUUUCAAAUGGCUAUAUCAAAAAAGUUCAAGAUAAACUUUAUUCUGUUAUGAAAAAGGGAACCUUUCUUAUUUUGAUGAUUGAUGACUUUCACAACAUAAAUGCAAUCAAGACACCACAGGGGAGACAGAUAUCAAAUGCUGUUCACAUGGCCAGCAUCAUGUUGGAUAUCCACCAGUACGAUGCAGUCAAGUCAGUGAAUAAGGUUCACAGAGAAGUAACAGUUCAUAUACCUGGAAGACAACCUCAACAAUUAAUAUGCAAAGGAGGAAUCUGCAGUCAAGCUGUUGUACGAGAAAUCAGUGCAACAUGGUCUCAGUACUGUCAACACACAUUUCUGGAGGGUCUUCCUGCAAGUUACAAACAGAUAAAUCCUUGCUUGCUGAGGAAAUCCUUGAAAGAACUCAGAGUUUAUGCAAGAGAAGACCAAUCCCAGUCUCUAAAAUCAACUGUACUCAUAGAUGAGAUAGAACAAGAUCUACAUAGUCUUAAUGAUUAUAGAGACACCCACCAGUAUAUGUUCCAAGUACUGCCAGAGCUGUCAACAUUUUUAAACACCAAUGUCCUUCCUGUAGCUGGAGACUGGCCAACAUGGUACUUCCACAAGAAAAAUAUUUGUAUAUCAUCAGAAAAACAUGACUCCAUGAUUCCUGAGCUUGGGCAGUUCCAUGUCUACUUGAAUGCCACUGAAGAUGUUAUCAUAAGAUACCAUCCAAUAUUUCAAGAGAUGUACAAGUCAGUAUUUGGCCAAAGAAAGAUCUUGCCAUUGAAACCAAAGCCAGAGAAGAUUUCAUUGUGCAUCACACUURCAUUUKCAGGCUGGUUACAGAUCAGAGAUGUAAUYAUUGCAGCUUUUCAAGAGUGUAAAGAUGUAGAGUUUGUCUGUUUGUUCCAUUUAUUUGAAGAACUAGUCCCACUCACAUUUCUUCAUUACCCUGUUUUUGUCAAGGGAGGUAGCUUUCAAUACAUUGAAGAAUCAAUGAAGAGAUUGGCCAUUAUGUUUAUAGCUAUGGAACGCCACCAUUAUAAUAAAGCCACUCUGUCAUGGAUUAGUGACAAGAACUACCAUCAAAGCUCCUUYCAAGAAUAUCACAAUGCCAAACAACAUCUGUGCUCUGUAAUUAGCGAAAAGAAAGUGGAGAUAUUCCAUUCACGAUUGAGAAGCRGAAUAAGUAAAAAUGACAAAGCCGCACAAAUUCAAGAAACAGCCCGUCUACUGGCCAGGUCCAAUUGUGAACCGAACUACUUYGAAGAAGACUAUGUCAAUGGCUACMAACGAGGAAUUAGUGACCAAGAUUUGCUUCUACUGUCUGGUCUAGCAGCUGAAAGUAUCAUGGAAAUGUUUGAACGUGUAGCAACAAAUCUUGGUCAGUCAUAUGAGCUCCCAAGACCAAUUAACAAGGCUGGCAAACCAUACGGGAAAUCUUCAUUCCAUCUUGCAAGCUUUAACAAAGCCUUCUGUAGGAAAAGUCUGCCUUUGGGUUAUAGAUGGCCAUUGUUUCAACCCAACAGCACUGUGGAUUGUGAUAGUCAUGACUGUCAAGCACCAGUAGAGUCCUCAACCAAGCGACUGACAUGUGGUCACUCAUUUCACCAUGAGUGUUUGACAGAUAACGAAUGUAGCAUUUGUCUGUCAAACCUCAUUAAAGAUGUACAGCAACUCUCCUACGCAUGGAACAUUCAGCUGUUAAAGCCAGUUGAAGAUGACGACAUUGAUUUUGAGAAUGAUAAUGAUGACGAUGAUGAGGAUCCUGGUGAUGAUGAAGAUCCCAGUGUACCUACAAGCUGCAAAGAUUAUAAAUAUUUCAAGUCUGCUUCUUUUAAGCAACACAUUCAAAGUAAAUUGUCAUCAAUAAAAGCAAUACUUCACAAGCAACAACUAAUUCCAGAGGAAUAAAUGAUUUUAGUGGCGAUUUUUUUAACCACACAAUCAAUAUGUUAAUGAAAAUGUAAAUAAAUAUGUAAAUAGAUAUGUAAAUAAAUAUGUAGAUGAUAUGUACAAAAUAUGUAAAUAUAAAUACGACCAUGGAACUUUUAGAAACUGAUAAAUUUCAAUCAUCACUGAUUGUGUUACACAGAAAACAGUGUAGUUACACAUGUGUGAUACGGUAUGGUUUAUUUUUACUUUUACAAAAUUAUGUGAAAUCAAUCACAAUUUGGGGYAGUGAUGGAAAUACUAUUGUCAGAAAACCUUCUACAAACUUUAAUAAUUAGUUCAAUUUUAAGGUCCAAAAAURAAGCAAAUUACUUCACCCAAGCAGGUGUUAUCAUUCUCUACUUUUUACAGUGUACAAUUAAAAGGUAAAAGUAUCAAUUUUAUCGGAUAUGCAACCACUGRUUAGAUAGAAAGUUAAAAGAGAACGAACAUCGAUUAGAUAGAAAGUAAAAAGAGAACGAACAUCGAAGAACUGACAGAGGUAGAAAAAAAUUGAGUUUUUGUAAAAUGGAUACUUAAGUUGACUUUAUAAGUUCAAAUCAA